Gamsiella multidivaricata is the source of this 2415-nucleotide messenger RNA. RefSeq lists its product as uncharacterized. NCBI's taxonomy places the organism in Eukaryota, Fungi, Mortierellomycota, Mortierellomycetes, Mortierellales, Mortierellaceae. The transcript has a single exon. Gene Ontology annotation, molecular function: protein binding. The record is from RefSeq and is a predicted model, not a curated record. Bases 187 to 2385 code for a protein of 732 amino acids.
CUCACUCUUGCUGUAACACUUCAACACCCCCCCUCCUUUUCCUCCUCCUCCUCCUCCUCCUCCUCCUCCUCCUCCCCCAUUCACUGAUGACUGAUUCGUCAUUUUCUUCUUUUUUUUCUUCAUUCCAUUCCUCCUCUUCUUCCUACCCACAACAGGCACGAUAAACUACCAUUAAACCCACUCGCAAUGGAAUUUCUCAGGCACUGGCGCGAGUUUGCCUUCGCCACUAAACCGCACUCCUCCGCCUCUCCAGGGAGUGUGCGCCCGCCGAAACCUUCGUUGGCAACACAAAUCCCUGAAAUCCUCCAAGAGAUAUUCUCUUACCUCUCCCAGCAUGACCUUCAGCACCGCUCCAGCGGGGUCAACCGUCUCUGGCGUGCCAUGAGUGUCUCCCUGAUCCAGGGCUCCGUCCUCUGGAAGGACACCCUCGCGCUCGACGACCAGCUGGCCAGACUCUCCAGACUCGGUUCCGCCCAAAUCAAGACCCUAUACUGCUACGCUCAGGACAAGAGAACCUUCCCCGCCUUUCACUCGGGCAUUGAGCAGGAUGUCGACCAGGCCUGGGAACGCUUCCAGGAGGCCAUCACCAUCCUUGUUGAGAACAGGAGAGGCAAUUCCUUCGUCCACAAUGACAGCAGCAUCACAGACGAACUACCUUGGCGGACUAUCGUCUUUGCUGGAUGGAACUGCUUUAAUCAGAGGUGGGAUCCAUUGAUACGCCAGUGUCACGGCUUCUGGGGCGUCGUCUCCCUCCGUCUCGAGCACCUCACUCCUGGAGUCGUCGACUUGAGUUGCAUCUUCGAGAGCCUCCCAGGGCUCGAGGAACUCGUCAUCGAGUCAUCCGAAUCCAAACCUUUUACUUACAAGCGCAACACCACCAUCACUUGGAGAACCCGGGAACAGCAGCUCUGGAAGCAACAACGACCCAUCCAUAUCCUCAAACUGCGCACACUAGCGCUUCGACGCCUGAUCGUCGACCAAACCAUGCUUGAAAUCGUCCUAAGUGCCAUGCCCAACCUGCGUUCCCUUGAACUCAUGCAUCUGAUCGCUAACUUUGAGUUCGCAGAGGCUUCGAUCGACCGACAGAGCUUAGUCGUCUUUUUAGCAAAGACCUGCCCAGAAUUGAUUCACCUCCAUUUCUCAAUCUCGGGCUGUCCUAUGACUAUCCCGGAUGCCACCCAAGUUCGCGGCAUGUUCUCCAAGAUACAGUCCAUGUCCUUGCCUGCCCGAGAUUUGCAGACCGGGACUCUGGAGAUCAUUGCGGAUCGAUUGACGAACCUCGAGAUCGAGUGCUUCGGAUACUUCUAUAGCGUCGAACUAGGGGGCUUGCUUCAUGACUAUCUAUGCCAGGCGCCAUUAUUGUUGCACCUCAAGGCGUACCGGGUUCGACUCCCUCUGGAAAAAUUCAUUCUCAAGCUCCCGGCAUUGAAUGGGUCUCCGUCAAACAUCUAUGACAAACCCAUCUGGGCGUGCAAGAAUCUACGUACUCUGUACGUGACAAUCGAGUCCAUCUCGCCGCUCCCCGCCUCUGAAGAAACGGGCGCCUCCCGCAGGAUAUUCGGAUACAUUUCCAGGCUCUGUCCACAGCUGGAGGACAUUGCAAUCGAGCGCAUGUACCUGCAUGCGGAUAUCUUUGCGGGUCUGCCGUUGCUCACGCGAUGUCGGCGGCUGCGGCGACUCAGGAUUUGUACAAGUCUGCAGCCAUUUGUGCGGGAGCAUGAUCUUGAGUGGAUAUGCCUUGGCAUGAUUGACGAUAAACCAAGCAGGAACAGCGUUAGUAGCAGUAUCAACAGCGGGCAUAGCAGUAACCACGGCUGUAGUAUGCAGCAGAACAACGCACGAUACAGUUUACUUGGAGGAUUUGCGGGUGCACUGCAGGCGGUUCAGAGGAUGAGCAAGGGCGUUGCGGGCAUCAGCAAGAGUGCAAGGGAAUCAAGAGUCAGGGCGUUGAUCGAGGAUUUGAAACGCAUACGGACUGUGCCACACAACUCGGUUGCCGUGAGUACAAAUUCCUCGACGAUACCAGAUGUAACUCCAGCCAUAGGGUCGACGCACAGCUCGAUGUGCAUGUCAACACCAGCACUACGUGCCACUAUUGAGCGCCUCGAGAGGAAGACGGACGAUGACGAGCUCGAAGAACUGGAUCCGGCUGAGAUGACGACUCUGGACAACGUCAAGCAUGUGGCGAAACAAUUGGAAAAACUUGUGCAGAUGUCGGCCAAUACGUCCAGGGACCUGAAUAAGGCGUGUUGCUGGCCGAGGCUGGAGAAGUUUGAGAUCUACCAAAUGGUCUCCUUGUCAGCUCCAGUCUCCCAGAAUCAGGAGCUGAUUCUGCGUCUGCGACCUGACUUGGAGCCAGCGCAAAGAUGCACAAGCGUACAGUAAACCAAAAUGUAUAAUAAUAAAUGUGAUCCA